Molecule: messenger RNA, 6216 nt
Organism: Ooceraea biroi (clonal raider ant)
Lineage: Eukaryota; Metazoa; Arthropoda; Insecta; Hymenoptera; Formicidae
Gene: Klp98A
Product: kinesin-like protein 98A
Biological process (GO): microtubule-based movement
Molecular function (GO): phosphatidylinositol binding; microtubule motor activity; ATP binding
Source: RefSeq, a predicted model, not a curated record
GUUCGCUCGCGGUCCUUCGUGAGUCGCGAGCGUGCGUGCGUGAGAGGAGGGGGGAUGAUGUCGCUGCUGCCGCUGGCCGCGCUCGAAGCUCGACGAGGACGCCAGCAGCGUCUUCCGUAGGCGCGCGCGACGCCGCGCGUGAACGUCGCCCCGUGUGCGUAGGGGCAGUGGGCACGCCUUCGUCUUCACAGUGUCGCCGUCGUCGCAAGAAGAAACGACGGCGAAGGGAAUCAAGCUUCUCGCGCUCGUCUCCCGUCCCGCCUCCGAGCCCGAUGCGCUCCUCCUCGCGAGACCAUGGCUUCGGUGAAGGUGGCUGUGAGGGUACGACCCUUCAACAAGAGGGAGGUGGCGAUGAACGAGAAGCUGAUCGUGCAGAUGGACGGCAAGAAGACGCGGAUCUUCAAUACCAAGACACCGGAUAGCUGCAGAGAUAUCGACCGGGGAAAGUACAAAGACUUCACGUUCGAUCACUCCUACUGGUCCUUCGACCCGAACGACGAGAACUAUGCUUCCCAGGAAGAGGUUUUCUACGAUCUUGGUACGGACGUAAUAGAAAGUGCCUUCGAGGGCUACAAUGCCUGCGUUUUUGCCUACGGCCAGACAGGAUCCGGGAAGACCUUCACGAUGAUGGGCACGCCGGAAUCCCAGGGGUUGAUACCACGGAUCUGCAAGACGCUCUUCGCCAGAAUGGCAGCGGGGAAAGAAAGCGGUGCGUCUUACAGGACGGAAGUGUCCUUCUUGGAAAUCUAUAAUGAGAGAGUGAGAGACCUGCUAAGACUGGACCAGAGCCAAUCCCACUCGUUGAGGGUACGGGAACACCCCACGGGUGGGCCCUACGUACAAGAUCUAUCGUGUCAUCUCGUCUACGAUUACUCGGACAUUCAGGAAUGCAUGGUGAGAGGUAAUACGCACAGGACGACGGCCAGCACAAUGAUGAACGACGUGAGUAGCAGGAGUCACGCGAUUUUUACGAUAACCUUCGUACAGGCCGGCCUCUCGGAAGGCAACAUGCCGUCGGAAACCGUUUCCAAGGUGCACCUAGUCGACCUGGCCGGAAGCGAGCGCGCGAACGCGACCGGGGCGACGGGUCAGCGGCUGAAGGAAGGCGCGCAUAUCAACAAGUCCUUGGUGACUUUAGGCACUGUGAUAUCCACGCUCUCGGAGGUGAGUUCCGCCAGCGGCGACACAUCCGCCAGCAAGCGAAACGCCUUCAUCCCCUAUCGGGACAGUGUGCUCACGUGGCUGCUGAAGGACUCCCUCGGCGGCAAUUCCAAGACCAUCAUGAUCGCCACGAUCAGCCCGGCUGAAUGCAACUACAACGAUACUCUGAGUACGCUCAGAUACGCGAAUCGCGCGAAGAACAUCAUCAACAAGCCGACCAUCAACGAAGAUGCGAACGUCAAGCUCAUCAGAGAACUCAGGGCGGAGAUAGAGAAGCUCAAGUCCCUCAUCGACAAGAACAUGAGCGUGGAAAGGCCGCCGCAAGUGUUGCUGGCUCAAAUCCAGGAGAAGCAGGAACAGGAGAAAGUGCUGACCGAGGAGUGGACGGAAAAGUGGCGAGAGACACAGCAGAUUCUGCAAGAGCAAAAAGCGCUGGGACUGAGAAAGAGCGGGGUUGGCGUUGUGCUCGACUCAGAAAUGCCUCAUCUCGUCGGUAUCGACGACGACCUCCUCAGUACUGGCGUCACGUUAUAUCACCUGAAAGAAGGGAAGACGUUGGUCGGCACGGAGGAAGCACCAGUCGUCCAGGACAUUGUAUUAACCGGCGCGGACGUGGAGGCAGAACACUGCGUGGUUGAGCUGGACAAUGGCGUGGCGACGCUACACCCUCUAUCGCCCCACUGCUGGAUCAACACCGCUCAAGUGGACAAACCGACUAGGUUGUCCCAAGGCUGCAUCAUCCUCCUGGGCAGAAACAACAUGUUCCGAUACAACGACCCGGCCGAGGCGGCGAAGCUGCGGAAGGAGGGCGGCUCAGGCAACGGCAACCUGCAGUCGACGGUCGUCAAUCUGUCGAGGUUGUCGCUCCUGAGCUGGAGCGUCUCCGACUUGCAUGCUUCCUGCUCCAGCGACAAUCUUCUGAACUCUAGUGAGGACCUCAGGGCGGUCGAGGAGCUAGAACAGCAGAAGGCCGCGCUGCUGAAGGAGAAGGAGGACUUUAAGAGAGAGCAAGAGGAACGCGAGGAGCGGUGGGCUGCGAGACGCGAGGCUCUGGAGGGUGCCCAGCGCGAGUUGGAGCGCGAAUGGGGUGCGCAAUGGAAGGAAUGGGCGGACGCGAUCGCUGCCCUGGAGGCGCGGCAGCGCGAGCUGCGCGCGCGCCGGCACGUCCUGGAGCAAGAACGGCGGGACGAGAUGACGCAAGUAGAAAAUAUGUGUAGGGAAGUCGCCUAUCUGCGCACAUUAUUGCAGUCCAAGCAUCGGCAGCUGCAAGAGCUCGUCAGCAGCCACGAACGCGCGCAAAACCAAAAUCAUCGCUGGGAGAAGACGGAUAACGGCAGCGACAGCAGCUUGCCCGAGUCCUGGUCCAGCCUGAACGACGAGAAAUGCAUCGACAGCGUUAGAGAGCUAGUCAAUCAUCAUAAAAAAGAGUUGGCUGCUCUAGAAAGCGAGCUGCAGAGCAAGGUCCGAUCGCUGAACGAGCAUCAGAGCAAGGUGGACAAGAUGGAGGAGGAGCUGAUGGAGAUUGCCAAGAGGCAGAAGCAAAUGUUCAAGGCGGAGUUGGGCAUCGCAGGAGUCUCGGAGAAGAAGUUGUUGCUGGCGAAACGAACUGAGGAACAGUUGCAGGAGAUUGUGCGGCGGAAGCAGAGCCUAUCGUUGGACCUAAAGCGCGCCCUGCCCGCGUCUCCAGGUGACGAACGGUCAUCGUACGGCGAGACGGCGUCCGACUGCGACUCGAAGUCGCUCUUCCAGGAAGCGACCAAUAGGAAGCACCAAAUCGCCUCGGCAUUGAAGCUACUGCCGCAGAGCAUACCAAGCUCCAUCGACACUGCGGAAACGUUCCACACGGCGGCGGCCGACUCGCCGGAGCUCCGUAUCUUCGAGAACGCCGACGCGAUGCGGAACAACGCCAUGAAGGUCGAGAGAGAGAACAACGAGGAACGGAAGGAAAAUGGCAUGCGAGAUGAUCAUUUAGCGCAAGACGAUGCGAAUCUGUCCCAGGUGAUGGAUGAGAACUUGACUGACGUGAGCAAGGUCGCUUCCACGGAGUCGAUGAAGACUGAUGAAGAGGAAAGGAAGCUGCAGCUGGCCACGGUGACCCUCAUCUCGGAGAACAUGCUCCAGGACUCGCUGGAAUCGCCGAUACAGCAGAAUCCGGCGAUGAAGAGGCUGAACCAAAGAAUCGCGCGCCAACGGAUGAUGGUGAUGAGAUGCCUGGACGCUGGCACGCCGUCGAAGGAAGAUCUCAAUCGGCAGAUAAUGAUACUGCAGGAUCUGCAGAGGCAGCAGAUCGAACUGGAGGUGUCGCUGCUGGAGGACGAACGGAAGAAUAACUCCAGCCGGCAACUCCAGUGCGAGGACGACGGCGCCGGCAACGACGAUCGGCUCGUCGUCAGCGAGACCGAGGACUAUGUACAGCACGAACCAAAUGCUUACUGUAGUGUUGUAGAACCUACGAAUAAUAGCUCCGCUAUUCUGUUGACGGUAGCGCAAACCAGAUCUCAACUUUUCAGGAAUAACAGGCCUAACGCUAACGAACAAGAGUCUUUAUCGGAAUCGUUAGCGUCCAAAAGAUCCUCCAAUCGAGGCUACUCGACAGUUUAUUUAACGAGCCAGAACCGAAGCGACCGUUUGAGCAGCCCAUACUCCCUAACGAUCACGAGGUCCCUACCGUCGUUGAUAGCGAGCAACGGCGAUUGCGACAGCGUGAUCAACAUGAUCGUCAGCGUACCGUCGUACGUGAUACGAGGAGCUGGCGCAUCCAGUCACUACGAGUAUGAAGUGCGAGUCGUUGCACAGGACGACACCUGGACUCUUCUGCGUAGAUACAGAAGAUUUCGGGAGUUGUAUGUAUCGAUGCGACAAAAGUACGGUAGCAAGGUCGCGGCGAUACGCUUUCCUCCACGCCAGGUCUUUCCAAAGUACGAGGUCGUGGCGAGGCAACGACGAAAACGCCUCGAGGAGUACCUCCGCCGAUUGAUCCAGGUUUGCUCGGAGCUGCCGCACUGCGAGCCCCUCUACAAAUUCAACGGCAAUCUUAGCAACGUAGACAAGCAAUCUCUGCUAGAAUUCAGCUCCUUCUUCAGACGCGGCAUGUUCGAGAGCAGCAAAUAUGGGACUAGCUAAGGUACACCGUCGCGCGAUGCAAUACUCGGUCUUCCUCGGGUGUCGAGGAGGCGGCCAGCAGUAAAAACAAGGAGACGGAGAACACGGCGGACGUUCGCGAUCCAUUGCGUCUUUUCCCCGUUUUUUUUUCCACUUGCGAAGACGCGGAGCGCGCGACUAGAGUAAGACAUCGGCGAAAUAUCGUAGCGCAAUGUAGCUACACAGGACGAGCCGCCUGACACUCGUAACUGUGACGUUUCCUGAACUAUCCGACGUCGUGUCGCGGCAGACUACGCCGGAUUCUCUCGCGACACAGCCGAUGCAUAGUUCCCAAUAAGUAUUAAGAAUUAUUUAAAUUAUUUAAUUGAUGAGCGGGUUACGAGCGUUGGGUGAGAGUCCCACACGAUUCCUUAGUCGUUACGAAACUGUAUGCUUCCAGAAGUAUGCUUAGCGAUUGUAAGACUGGUCUUAGAAAAUCAACGUUCCUUCCCCGAUAUUGUCUGGAGCGCGUGGAUGCAAGCUCGCUGGAGACAAUAAACGGAACAGCAACGUAAUAUAUUCUUUAAGAGAGAGAGAAAGAGAGAAAACACAAGAGUAAGAAAAUCAUCUAUGGGCGUUUGGCGAGGCAAAACAUAUCGCGUCAUAGUGUGAUUUUAUAUUUUUUCCUUUACAGAUAUUUUCCUAAUAUCUUUCUCCUGAUAGAGUUCGCAAUCACGAAGUGUACCUUCCUUCGCGAGAGACGUAGUCGGGUCUUGUAGUUGAUAUCAGAAUUCUGGUUAAGUAUUAUAAACGGCAGAAAAAGAAAAAAAGGGAAGAAAGAGUACGCGGGACGUUAUUGUAGAAUUACGCGAGAUCAGCCGACAGCGCUGACCACGCAACCGCGCAUAGUUUGCUCGUAGAUAGCGCCGGAGGUUUAUUUAUUUUACACGCCGAGUAGCGUUUUGUACGCAACUAGGGUUACCAGAUGCACUCUUGCAAGAGUAAAUAUACUCUUUUUGAGGUGGUAAAAGAAUACUCUCCACUUUUUAACGGUAACGAUUCCGUUGAUGCCAGUGAUACGUGCAGCUUUCCAAUAGAGGAUUUGUACAGCGUGUGGCGCCUGACGUACACUGGGGUGUAUUGAAAUAUCAGUUUCACCCCACUUGUUAAAUGUUUUUUUUCGUGUUCCGCAAUUUUUCGGAUUCUUCUCUGCAAUGUAUUCUUUUUCGAUGCCAUCUGGUAAUCCUACACGCGAAGAUCGACACCGAGCGGACUUUCCGUUAAUAGCGUAAUAAUUAUUGCUGCUUGUAAAGUUAGCGGUGUGUGUUACAAACACGAGAGACGUCAUAUCGCUGUUGAAGUUCUUCCGGUUCCGGGGAUCUAUAUAUGUAUAGUAUAUACGUUACAUAAAUAAUAUUAUAGCGCGCGAGGAAUUAACGGUUGAACAGCGGGAUGCAUUGUUAUGCGAUUAUCGGUGUUUAUUCGAAUAAUAAUCGAAACGAAACCAAAGCUCGAUCAUGACAUGACAAUUUUCAUCGUUUCUAAAGGAUUUACUUGCUGUCGUCGCGAAUAACGAUUGGUCGGAUCGAUCACCAGACUGUGCGAUUGCAGUAUUAAAGUUUACCAAAAAAAAGAAACUUUUUAUCGGCAUGUAAAAGAAAACAAACCGAACUCGAGAAGACAUUGUGUGAUGAUGCGAGAAGACCGCUUCCUACGUAGCCAGGACGGACGUUUCGGCCUCGUGUCUUCUCACCGGAUCAUCCUCGUCGAGAUACGCGACGAAAAAAAGAGACGAAAGGAGACAAUGUAACAGCUUAUCAGUCUCGCGAGGAACGCUAUCGUUCAGCAUCGUAAAAUUAGGAUCUAUAAACUAAACGCCACAACGUACGAUAAAUAUGCUUUUCUCGUAUAGAGUACGAUUAAAAAUAUUUACUCCCCCAUGGCUGUGUGUAACCGGACUCGAGAAAAAAAAAA